AUUCGCAAAUGCAGGAAGGGAUUUCCCGUUGAGAAGGAACCGACAUAUACCAGCAGGGUGGCCUGCGCACUCUUCAGUCGACGAUCUGCUUCCAAGCAGGAAAGCGAAACAUAACAAACAAUACUCAGUGAGAUCAGUACUCCCUGCAAAAUACAAAAGCAGGGAAAAAGGAACAUUGUACGCAACGUGCAUUAUUUGCUAGAAAGUUCACAUACCUGAACAACGAACAGGCAGCGUGGUGAACUUUAGUGGCUUUAGUACAAGCAAGUGAUUUUUACUUACUGGGAAAAAGGUACUCCAAGCAGUGACCAAUAUAGCCAGGCGAACAAGACACUACUGAACCAGAGAUAAGUGAUCGUGGAAAUUGAUAAAAACUGUCAGUGCGUUCGCAGCAAGCGAGUAAAAGGUUGAAAGCAGGACAAUUCAAGCGACCGAUACAAAUCGUUUAAAGACGCAUUAUCACGAUGCCGGCUGAGUGUGCCGCUAAUCCGCUGCAACGGGCCCUGGCCGAUGCCAUUAUCCGGAUGGUAUCCAUGGACGAGCUGCGUAUACUGCUCGCCUGCGGUGCGAAGGUUAACGAGCAGGUGACGCAAGGUCUGAGACCGCUGCACUACGCCGUCUGGCAAAAUAAUGAAGCUGCCGUCAAUCUGCUCAUCGUGCGCGGUGCCGAAAUAAACGCGAUCGAUGAAGUCGGUUACAGUGCGCUACAUUUGGCGGCAGAGCAUGGCUACCUUCAUCUCGCAAAGAUUCUGCUGGAUGCGGGCUGUAAGGUGGACUACCGUGAGCCAACGAAUGAUCCUUACCCGCGUACGACACUCUGCGACGAACCGCUCCGUUUGGCACUACGUAACAAACACUACGAGGUGGCCCGCCUGCUGCUUGAUCGUGGUGCCGAUCCGAACAAGCGCUAUUUCUUCGGAUCCGAAAUUAACCUAGCGACGGAUGUGGAAAGUCUGGAGCUGUUGCUUACGUACGGUGCAAGUACGGAGGCACGUGACCGUUCCGGCAUUACGCCACUGAUGCGAGCCGUACGAACGAACGGUAACAUCGAUUCGGUGCUGCUGCUGCUCCAUUACGGAGCGGACGUUAAUGCGAUGACGGAUGCAAGGAAUGAUUACAGAACCGUGCUGCAUUAUGCCGUUCUAUCAGGAUUAGAUCUGUUUGGUGGCAAUGCUUCACUCGUGACGAUGCUUUUGAAACAGGGAGCCCGGGUUGACAUACCAGCACCAUUGCCGGAACCGGACCGACCAAGCCCGCUCGAUCUUGCCGUUCUGCGAGGCGAUCCAGUGCUGGUGAGAAUUCUUCUCGAGCAUGGUGCCAACGUGAAUCGCAGCAGCCCCGUCAUUGGAUCCCCGUUGCAUGUGGCCUGCGCCGAUAAUAUUCCCAACAGAGUUGAAAUUAUGAAGAUGCUCUUGUUUUACGGUGCUGACCCGAACAUACGUGUCGUGGGUGAUGUUGCCACCAAUGCGAUACUGCGUCCUCCACUAGCAGAGCUGCUUGCCAGCAAUGAACACGUUACGCCACAGGAACUGCAUUUGUUGCUACGGUACGGUGCAAGGGUUAUCCUCAAGACUCAGUACCGUGAUCCGGACGGUUUGUUAAACUGCCUUUCGAACCUGCAUCAUGAAUCGGCCGCCUUCCGCAUAAUACUGGAUGCUACCGAAGAGUUCGAUCCAUGCAUGAUACGUCGUAACCAGCAGCUCACCGAUGAACAGCGCGAUCUGCUAGUAGAACGUGCCUCGGUUCCACGGAAGCUCAAGUCCCAGAUUCGUGCCUACUACCGUCGGUUGUUCGGGCGAAAUCUGUGCGAGUUUGUUCCGCCACUAUUUAUACCGAGCGAGCUGAAAAGCUACUUGCUGUAUGAACACAGUCUGUAACGCUGUGGCCCCUAGUGGCGACCCUUUUCUUUAACACUGGACCUGAUAAGACUACUAUUACUAGUGUCCUGAUGGUGAAUCAUCCGAUAUUCCCACCAUAUGAUAGACUAGUUUGUAAAGCGACUGUUUCGAGCCUUUGUGUCCUCGACUGCCCCAACUUCCGCACGUUCCAGACGGCACGUGAAAAAGGUGAACUUGAUGGCCUUGAACACUUGAAGACGAAUCCUUUUUUUGGUGCUCUCCGUUACGUGUGAACACGGAGAGCGUUUACGCGAGUGUGCUCUGUUUUAGAGUGAUACAUUGUGAAACGGUUGUGAUAUUUGGAGUGAAACAUUUGUCUCUUAUACCUUGUCGAUUAAGUUAAGUUAAUGAAAGAUCGAACUGUUAGUUUGUAAGAUGUCGAAGCAAUGUGAACGCUUCAAAGGAAGGUUUAAUAAAUAUGAACAAUGAAUGAAUAUGAGAA
Molecule: messenger RNA, 2340 nt
Organism: Anopheles funestus (African malaria mosquito)
Lineage: Eukaryota; Metazoa; Arthropoda; Insecta; Diptera; Culicidae
Product: ankyrin-1-like
Exons: 7
Coding region: 465-1877 (470 amino acids)
Biological process (GO): regulation of barbed-end actin filament capping
Cellular component (GO): cytoplasm; nucleus
Molecular function (GO): protein binding
Source: RefSeq, a predicted model, not a curated record